AUUCAAAAUAUGUAACUGUCUUUUAACUGUAUUGUCUUUCCUAAAUUUCCCAAAUUUUCAAAUGAUAUGGCAGCCCUAAAUGGUUUGAAGCUUGACUAAUAUACGAUAUAUUUCGAUUGCACACUUCGAUUGUCUCGUGUCUUUGCUUGCGGCUGGUUCCUAGUGAGACCAUUAAUGCUAUAUUUAUUUUAUAAUUUUUGGAAAAAAGUAUAUGCAUGGUAUAAUUGGAAACCCAAUAAACGAUCGCUAUGGACAAGACACAAGAAAUCGAUGACUUAAAAAGUUUAAAGUGAUAUCGCCGGCGUUAUCGAUGUUUCUCUCACCUCCAAUUGAAGAAAAUGAUGUCGCUUUUAUCGUCGAUGCGCGCCCUUGCGGUGCGCCAGCCAACUGGCGAAGCGUUGCGUUGCCUGCACCUCACCGCGGUCACGGAUGCGGCCAGAAAAGGAACCCGUGAGAAGGCACGUAAGAAGAAGGUUAAAGUGGAAGUGAAGAAGGUGGGAUUCAUCCCACACAACCAGCGUGACAAAAAAAUCAAUGUAAAGCGAGCGGAUAAACAUGUGGAUGACUCCUGGAAGCAGGUGUCCAAGGAUGAUGUCUACGUGGGUCGCUAUUACCGCUGGCCCGUUUACACAGUGGCCGAGGCGAUUCAGUGCCAUCGAGAGACACAUCAUCCCAGCAUGUACAAUGUGCCCAAUGCGCCGCUCAAUGUAGAGAUUGAGUUGAACAUGCAGGGCGAGAAGGCGACACGUUUUGUAGACAACUUUCAGCGCAUGGCGAUGAUUCCACACAAGUUUGAUCACGGUGAGGAUCGUAAGAUCAUAGUAUUCACAAAGGGCAACGAGGAAGUUCAAGCGGCACGUGAUGCGGGUGCAUCGCUUGUUGGUGGUAUUGAGCUGAUCAAGGACAUCACAAGUGGCGAACUAUUAUUGACCGACUAUCAGUACAUCAUUGCACAUCCCAACAUACUCGCUGAACUCGUCGCUUUGCGUGGCUUAAUGAAGCGCAAGUUUCCCAAUCCCAAAAGCGAAACACUGGGCGCAAAUCUGGCCGAAAUGAUUGUCAAGUUCUCCAAUGGCAUUAGCUACAGUGCUAGCAAAGAUGAGUAUCAACAGAACUUUGGUCUGAUAACGGCGAGCGUUGGUACGCUGGACAUGGAUGCCAAGCAUCUGGAGGAGAACAUUAGCUAUCUGUUGCGAGAUGUGAACACAGCGCGUCCCAAACGCGAUGGACACUUUAUAACACGUGUCCUGCUGAAGAGUGCACCUAGCAGCGAACAAUUAAAGAUUGAUCCGUUUGUCUAUGUGUCGGAAUUCUACGAUAAGAACGCUGCCAAAGUGAAGAGAGACGCGGAAGCAGUGGAAGAGACAGAAACCAAACAGGCAACUGCCGUGGCAAAUUAGUUUUAUGUUGUUUUUGUUGUACUCACAAAAUCAAUUGCGAUGAAUCCAUAUAUCCAAUACAUGCUUUAAACAUUA
This is a messenger RNA of Drosophila nasuta, 1475 nucleotides long. It is a transcript of the gene mRpL1, whose product is annotated as mitochondrial ribosomal protein L1. NCBI's taxonomy places the organism in Eukaryota, Metazoa, Arthropoda, Insecta, Diptera, Drosophilidae. Gene Ontology annotation, biological process: translation. Gene Ontology annotation, molecular function: RNA binding; structural constituent of ribosome. Bases 339 to 1400 code for a protein of 353 amino acids. The transcript is spliced from 4 exons. The record is from RefSeq and is a predicted model, not a curated record. Gene Ontology annotation, cellular component: mitochondrion; large ribosomal subunit.